Conger conger (European conger) is the source of this 2672-nucleotide messenger RNA. Its product is annotated as insulin-like growth factor-binding protein complex acid labile subunit. The coding region runs from base 4 to 2067 and encodes 687 amino acids. The record is from RefSeq and is a predicted model, not a curated record. Gene Ontology annotation, molecular function: protein binding. The transcript has a single exon. Lineage: Eukaryota; Metazoa; Chordata; Actinopteri; Anguilliformes; Congridae.
GUUAUGGUCAUGCUGGCACUCUGGGGCAUGAUUUUGACCCUGUCCUCUGUGGCUGGAAGCUGCCCUGAGUCGUGUGAAUGCACGGACAACUCCACUCUCAGCUGUCAGGACAAAGAGCUUGAGACACUCCCGUCCCUCCCGCCUGGGACCACAGAGCUCUACGUCGCUCACAACCUCAUCGACUCGCUUCCCACCCAUGGGCUGGAAGAACUUAAGAUUCUAGAUCUGAGCAAGAACCGGCUCAAUGUCUCCAUCUCAACCAAUGCUGUCCUCCCGGACAUGAGGAAUCUGGACAAGCUCUUCCUCAGAGGCAACGGGUUGGGUACGCUGGCCCCAGGACAGCUCCAAGGCCUCACCAACCUGACGUUCCUGGACCUCAGCGAGAACUACAUCCAGGCCCUGCUGCCUGGGUCUCUGAAAGGGCUGCUGAACCUGGAGACACUUAUCCUCAGCCUGAACCGGAUCCAUACCCUGCAUCCCGAUGCACUGGAGGGUGCUCCAAGGCUUUCUGCCCUCCACCUGAUUGGCAAUAUCAUAGAAGAACUGGAGGAGGGUGUGUUGGAGAACUCCACAAGUCUUGAGAUACUGACUUUGUCCAGGAACAAUUUACAUAACAUGAGUAAUGGGUCCCUAAGGGGGGCUACAGGCCUUAAGCACCUGGACCUAAGGGGCAACAGUCUGGAAUCAGUGCCUGUGGCUGCCCUAAAGGAUACCCCCAAUCUUCAGAAUUUAUACCUACAGACCAAUUCUCUCUCAAGCCUUUCAGAUUAUGUGUUUGCUGGACUAAAGUCUCUUAAAGUAUUGGAUCUGAGCAACAAUGUCCUGACUUCACUCUCCGAGAGAUCCCUGAAGAACUUAACUGAGCUAACUCGGCUGGAUUUGAGCUUCAACAGGCUUUGGUCCCUUCCCUCUCUGUUGUUCCAAGACCUGGGCAAGCUGGAGAUCUUAGACAUCUACCACAAUACGCUGACGUCCCUCUCAGCGGGCCUUUUCCGCAACAUGACUCUCCUGAAAGAGCUCCAGUUGGACAGCAACAACAUCUCCAGGAUCCCUUCUGACAUUUUUCACGAAACACCUGGGCUCCACGAGCUGCAGCUGGACCACAAUCGACUAGCUUACCUCCCAGCAGACCUUUUCUCCAAGGUCAGAGAGAUGAGGAUUCUGUACUUGAACCAUAACCGACUGUCCAGGAUUCCUAUGACCAUCUUCAGCCGAAUGCGAAAACUACGGGAACUGCACCUGGAUAACAAUUUUCUUGAACCCCUCCCACGCUCAGCCUUCCGAGAGCUCACUAAGCUCAGGACCCUAAAGCUGCACUAUGACCAUAUAUCAACCCUCCACCCUCACUUGUUCACCAACCUCAAGGGACUGAAGGAGCUGUUCCUCAGUGAGAAUAAGAUUAAAGUUCUGCCUGUAGGCUUGUUUAAAGAGCUUGGGAACCUCAAGACACUCUAUUUGGACAACAACCAGCUGACUAGCCUGGCCCCUGAGAACUUUGAGAAUAUGGAAAACCUCAAGGAGCUGCACCUGAGUUUCAACCUCCUCUCUGAACUUCCCGCUAAUGUCUUCCUCUCCCUGGCAGACCUGAAGAUACUCUAUCUCCACAAUAACCGCUUGACAUCCCUACCAGCCUAUAUCUUCAGGCCACUGAUGAGACUGCAGGAGCUUGAUUUAGACAAGAACCAACUUGACAGCCUGCCCCCGGAACUCUUCCAGAGCCUUGAGCAGCUGAAAGUGCUCUACCUCAAUUCCAACCACUUCAAGGCCCUGGAGCAUGGGACACUCUCGCCCUUGCGGUCCAUGGAGGCGGUCUACCUGGAUGGGAACCCCUGGGACUGUGCCUGUGCCUCCAUUCUGUAUAUCAGCAAUUGGACCAAUCGGCAUCCAGCGCUGUUGAAGGACAAGCCCACGUGCCCCAAAAUGGCCGUGCCACUGUCCCAGCCAGCAGAGUCACCUUCUUUGCUCCCCCAGUGUGACAGUGCAUCUGCAUGGCAACCCACCAAUGGACCAUGGCUUCACAUGCUGGCAGUACUCUCAGCUGUGCUCAGGGCUGUGGGUUUCCUGUGAGGUUUCGCACUUGUACUUUUCCAUCCCUUGUGUUUGUGCACAAAACCCUGAUGCACUUGAUCAGAAGUUUUCUCAGUUGUGACCAUUCAGGCUGGGUAGAGGGCCCAAUGAAAAGAUCUGACAUUGGGCCCCACCACCCCAGAAAAUCAAAUGUUCUAAUAUUUUUUUAUGUCAGUUAGGGCCCUAGAAUUAUCCUAAGCACCCCUAGGCCUGCAUAUCGUGCCACUGGGGAGAGCUGUUACAUUUAAUACACUGGCAUAGGUAGUGCUUAAACUACGCAUUUCAAAGUGAUUAUGUUCAAUUACAGGAUGUCUAACUAAUUACCACCUAUUCACUUAUCGCAUUGCUUGCUUACAUUUACUUGACAGAAGUUAUAAAUGAGAAGUUUUCUUAAUUUUACCUGAAAUAUAAUUCAGAUUUUAAGGAUAAAAUAUUCAUAAUUUGAAGGUUUUAUACUGCUAUUGCUAAUGAAAUGUCUAUACUGUGAAACUAUAUCGAUUUCAAUGCGUGAUAAAGCAGUGUGGUAUGUAGAUAAUAGAAUUAGAACGCUUCCAUGUCUGCUAGAAAGUUAUCACUAGGUGUCACUGUUUCUCUAUCAUUUCUGA